CGAGGGACAACAAUGGGGACAUGUACGCCAGCGUUUCUUGGCUUUUAUUAGAAAAACAUUUUUUAAAUACAACUGGAGCAAUUCAUCGAUUCUUUAAAAACAACAAAACCUAUAUUAGGGAUUGCGUUGAGGCCGAGAUAGAUUAUUUUGACGUCGCUACCACAUCGCGGAUGCCCGUGAUAUGGGACCGCGUCGCUUAUUUGGUCAUGGGCAUUAGAAAUAUCUACUACUCAUCGGGAGUUGAUCAAGUUGAUCAGCUUCUGUCUUAAACAUGACGAACAGCGUCGACGAUCAAACGCCUCUCUCGCUUAAAGACGUGUUAGUGAAGUAUAUACAGUACUACGACCAAGUUUGGUCAGUAGGAAAUCUUAAAGUGUGUUCAGAAACACAGGUGGCAGAUGAAGCCAGGCGGAUAUUAUCAUCAGAUGAAGAGCUGCGGAAGAGGUUCACCACGCUGGACAUCUAUCAGACACUGUACGUGUGCGUGCAGUACAGAGACUGCCAGAGACACAUCCAGGGCUUUAUAAAAGCUGUCAAGUUACUAGAGAUGUUCUGUGUGAACCUGUUUAUGUUUCCGUGGAAGAAAGAGAUUAAAUCAUUAAAGACAUUUACAGGACACUUUGUCUAUUAUAUCAAGCCAGUUUUGCCUUUUGCCAAGAGCAUUCUUCAGAGUAUUGGCUACUGCAUUGAAACAGACACCGAGUAUAGACUGUCUGAUAAUUUUGACACUGACAAGGCCAAGAGAAUGGGAUUCGACCUUUUCCUUGCCAGGUUAGAAUGUGAGUACCUCCUUGAGCUCAUGAGCCAGCGAACACACGAAGAAUGUCUGGAGAUUCUCCGAAACAGAGCUGCUUCUCUGAACUUCAAUGCUGGGAAUUACGUUUCAGUGCAAAUUAAUGACACCUGUAAUCUAAACGAGGAAGUGUUUAAGGAUAAUGAGCAUGUUGAAGGAGGCUCAUUGGUAAACCCAGGGGAAAAUCCUAAUAUGGGACUCGACAAGUCUCAAGAUAGUACAAUCUCUGACACAGACAGACCGUCCAGCUCAUUUAUGACUGAUGAUAAGUCUAUUCUGGAGAUGCAGGAGAACUACCCCGACCUGGCCAUCCGACAAAAGCCCAUUUUUCAGAAGCCUCAAACAGCUACGCACCACCCUCUUAAGGCCAAGGAGUUGGAUGGAUGCAAGGGCCAUAAUGUAGCCAUGGUACAUGAGGUCAGUACUGACAUGAGUGGCCCUCAGUCUAUCAACAUGCACACUGAGACCGCCAUGGGUAAUAAGCAAUUACAUAUCCCAAAUGCAGGUGUAGAAACUCAACCCUUAGAUGACAAAUCGUUGGUGCUUCGUGUCAGAACACCAUUAGAAGGGCACAAAUGUGAGGGUUCAUCUGAAGACCUCCUGGUUGAGCUAACAGAGCAAAUGGGGAAAUUGCACAUGAAAGAACCCAAUGCAGAUGAGUCUCUAAAAUACCCCAUAGAAGAGACAGCACAGGCUCAGCCAUGCAGUGGAAAUACUGACCUCAGCACAGCCCCACCCACAAAGUCCCCGGAUGCCAUGGGCUUUCAUAUUUUGAGCAACCCAUCCCAGGAACCUGUUUGCAACAUCACAGGUUGUGAUAGAUUUGUUGGAUAUGAUGUUCUUACACAGGACAACACCAUCAAAGAGCCUCCUCAGUCAAUAUACGUCCCCAAUUCUCUGAGUGGAUGCACCCUGGCAUUGGGACCACCAACUGACGACAAUCAGACUACCAAUGAUGGCUCAAGUGUGCAACUCCACAGAAGUCCCACAUCGCGGCAUCCAGAGGAUGACCUACUCCAAACUUAUGUGAUGGUUUAGUGAUAUUUUCCAGGUU
This is a messenger RNA of Xyrauchen texanus (razorback sucker), 1847 nucleotides long. RefSeq lists its product as uncharacterized. Bases 272 to 1831 code for a protein of 519 amino acids. The transcript has 3 exons. The record is from RefSeq and is a predicted model, not a curated record. Lineage: Eukaryota; Metazoa; Chordata; Actinopteri; Cypriniformes; Catostomidae. Gene Ontology annotation, cellular component: cytoplasm.